Molecule: messenger RNA, 465 nt
Organism: Cyphellophora europaea CBS 101466
Lineage: Eukaryota; Fungi; Ascomycota; Eurotiomycetes; Chaetothyriales; Cyphellophoraceae
Exons: 1
Coding region: 1-465 (154 amino acids)
Source: RefSeq, a predicted model, not a curated record
AUGUCAGAUCAAGGUAGCAAGGAGCCUAGACACCACUUCAUAUGGGGUGAGGAGAAGCUGGUGGACAAAGAAUCCAGCAGCAUCUCCAGCGCCAUAGACAUAAAUGUCCCAGAGGAUGGUGAGCCGCUUCUACUCCCCUAUGGGCCCCUACCGGUUCCAAAACCGGACUUCAGAGACCAGCUAGAGCAACUGCAGAAGAUCUGCGCUAGAGUCAGAGGUGAGGAGGACCCGGAGGCGAGCGACGAGGACGAAGACGCCAACGAUGCUGAUGACAAUGCUGACGACGAUGCUGAGGACGACAGUGUUAACAGUGAUGUCAACAGCGAGCAUACACGCGAAGAAAAUCAGGCAGAAGAUAAUACCGAGAACGACGAUGACAAUGUUAACAGCGAGUAUACACGCGAAGAAAAUCAGGCAGAAGAUGAUACCGAGAACGACAAUGACAAUAUCAAUGGCAGUGAAUAG